Molecule: messenger RNA, 2244 nt
Organism: Microplitis demolitor
Lineage: Eukaryota; Metazoa; Arthropoda; Insecta; Hymenoptera; Braconidae
Product: heat shock protein 68
Exons: 2
Coding region: 177-2105 (642 amino acids)
Biological process (GO): cellular response to unfolded protein; protein refolding
Cellular component (GO): cytoplasm
Molecular function (GO): heat shock protein binding; ATP-dependent protein folding chaperone; misfolded protein binding
Source: RefSeq, a predicted model, not a curated record
CGCGCAGUUUAGUAUUCAAACAAAACUCCAAGAGUAAACUACGCAACAAAGUUAUCUCUGUAAACAAGCCGAAAAUAUUUUUUUACGACGCAUUACCAUUGAAUUGCUAUUUCAAAUUUAAAUAAAGUGUGUGAACACUGUUUAAUAUAUUAAUUAUUAAUAAUUAAAAAAUAAAGAUGCCAGCAAUUGGAAUUGAUUUGGGAACUACGUACAGUUGCGUGGGUGUUUGGCAGCAUGGAAAAGUUGAGAUCAUCGCGAAUGAUCAAGGAAAUAGAACAACACCAAGUUACGUAGCAUUCACCGACACUGAACGUUUGAUUGGUGAUGCUGCCAAGAACCAGAUAGCCAUGAAUCCCACCAACACUGUUUUUGAUGCUAAACGAUUGAUCGGACGGCGCUUCGAUGAUCCCAAGAUACAGGCUGAUAUCAAGCACUGGCCAUUUAAAGUAAUAAAUGACAACAGUAAGCCGAAAAUUCAGGUCGAGUUCAAGGGCGAGCGCAAGGUAUUUAGCCCUGAGGAAAUAAGUUCUAUGGUACUUACCAAGAUGAGGGAAAUUGCUGAAGCUUACUUGGGACAACAAAUACGUGAAGCUGUUAUAACAGUACCAGCUUAUUUUAAUGAUUCACAGAGACAAGCCACCAAAGAUGCUGGAUCUAUUGCGGGCCUUAAUGUCCUGCGUAUUAUCAAUGAACCAACUGCUGCAGCUUUAGCUUAUGGGCUAGACAAAAAUUUAAGUGGUGAAAAAAAUGUCCUGAUAUUCGAUCUUGGCGGCGGUACAUUUGACGUUUCUAUUUUAACAAUUGAUCAAGGAUCGUUGUUUGAAGUUAAAUCCACUGCUGGUGACACACAUCUAGGUGGAGAAGACUUCGAUUCACGUUUAGUUGGUCAUUUUGUACAAGAGUUCCAACGUAAAUACAAAAAAGAUUUGACUGUCAAUCCACGUGCAUUAAGACGUCUUAGAACAGCAGCUGAACGUGCUAAACGUACGCUGUCAUCCAGCACUGAAGCUACUUUGGAGAUAGACGCUCUGUAUGAAGGUCUCGACUUUUAUACUAAAAUUUCUCGCGCUAGAUUUGAAGAACUCUGUGCAGAUUUAUUCCGCAAGACACUGGAACCAGUUGAGAAGGCUUUGAAUGACGCUAAAAUGGAUAAAAAAUCAAUUGAUGACAUUGUUCUAGUCGGUGGGUCAACGCGUAUUCCUAAAAUUCAAUCAUUGCUUCAGAAUUUUUUCAACGGAAAGCAAUUGAACCUUUCAAUUAAUCCUGACGAAGCUGUGGCCUAUGGAGCAGCGGUACAAGCAGCUAUUUUGACCGGUGAAGGUGAUAAAAAUUCAACACUUCAAGAUGUACUUCUUGUUGAUGUCAUUCCUCUGUCAUUGGGUAUCGAAACAGCAGGAGGUGUGAUGACUAAACUAGUUGAAAGAAACUCUCGUAUACCCUGUAAACAAACUCAAACAUUUACUACGUAUUCAGAUAAUCAACCGGCAGUAACUGUUCAAGUAUUUGAAGGCGAACGAGCAAUGACUAAAGACAAUAAUCUACUGGGUACAUUUGAAUUAACAGGGAUAGCACCGGCUCCACGUGGAGUCCCUAAAAUAGAAGUUACUUUUGACAUCGAUGCUAAUGGAAUUCUUCAUGUAACUGCCAAAGACACAGCAAGUGGUCGUAGUCGCGAUGUCGUAAUUAGAAAUGACAAAGGCAGACUGAGUAAGGCGGAAAUUGAAAAAAUGCUUGCUGAUGCUGAAAAAUAUAAAGAUGAUGAUAAUAAACAACGUGAAACUCUUGCUGUAAAAAAUAAAUUAGAGAGCUAUGUAUACUCAGUCAAACAGGCUGCUCAAGAACAAGGUCACAAUUUGUCUGCUGAUGACAAGAAUAAAGUUAUUAGUCUGUGUGAUGAAACUGUCCAGUGGAUGGAUAGCAAUACUCUGGCAGAUAAAGAAGAAUAUCAGCACAAAUUAGAGACACUCCAAGCUCAAUGCUCCCCUAUAAUGACUAAAUUACAUCAAGGUCAAGGUCAGGGUCAGGGUCAAUGGCAAGGUCAAGGUCAAGGCCAACGCAAAGGACAAGGACAAAACGAUGGACCCACCAUUGAAGAAGUUGAUUAAGUCAUUCAAUAUAUUUUUUAUAUCUACUUAAUAUAUGUUUUUAUACUUUUCACUUGCAUUAAUGUUUAUCUUAUAUAACUAUUUGUAACGAAAAUACUUAUGUACUGGAAUAAUUAUCAAUAAAUAUUUAAAUAUUUAA